AUGAUACUAAAAAAUCUAAUUUUUAUUACUGUAUUACUAACACGUCUAAAGCUAUUUGUUUUCUUAACAUCAAUAGUUGUUGUCAGCUCAUCAAUAUUGUUGGAUUGGUCUACGUAUGUUCCAAAAAAUGAAAAGUUUCAAAGUUUUUUGGUUGAAUACAGUCCACCAAUUGGUGAACCACCAAGUAACCUUAAAUUACCGUCAACCACUACAGCUUUGAUCGUCAAGAACACAUUAAGUUCAGCCAAAUAUAGUUCAAGAAUCAGUAUUGUCAAAUCAGAUGGAACAACACGACAAAUUGUUGAAACUGAUGACAUCGAUAAUCGUAAUUUUGCCGUUGUCAUUGUUCGAUUUGUUGUUGACGUUAUGCCACAGAGCAUCUUCUGUUUUCGUUGCUUCGGAGUCGUACGUUUGUCAUCUGUAGACGAUGACGACGACGAUGACGACGACGACGACGAUGGCUACGACGAUGACGAUGACAAGAUUUGA
Enterobius vermicularis (human pinworm) is the source of this 489-nucleotide messenger RNA. Lineage: Eukaryota; Metazoa; Nematoda; Chromadorea; Rhabditida; Oxyuridae. The record is from the annotation of a GenBank genome assembly.